UCCAUACAUACAGUUCCGACUUUUAAAUCAACAUAAAAAUGGAUUUGGCACACCUGAGAGCUAAAAUUAGUAUGCUUUUUGUUUAUUUUUCACUGUGAUAUUUAUUGUUGCGGAUGUGCCCGCCUCCUUACUAAAAAUAAUGUAACCGAUAUUGAAUGCUUAUAUUUAGAGCUGCAGGUAGAGAAGCCAAUAUUUUAAGCUUUCCUACGUAAUACUUGUCUGCUUGCGUAUUUACAUUCCUCGCGAAUUAUUCUACAUUUACCAGUUCUUAGGAGAUAGGAGAGGAUCUCAGUGUCUUAUUUAGUUGUAAGGGAAAUAAUAUUUAAAUUCGAUAAAGCAAUAAAAUAAAAAAACAUGAAGAAUAAGUUCAAACAAACUUACACUGCAAUUAAAGCAGGCGAUCUUAUAAUAACGGAACAGCCCUUUGCAUUUGUUUUAUCUUCCAAAGAAAAUGGCAUUAGAUGUGAUAAUUGUCUACAAAGGGGAAAGGUGCUUAAGUGUUCAGGAUGUCAGUUUGUGCAUUACUGUGGGCGUGUGUGUCAGAAAGAUGCUUGGAAUGAUCAUAAGUGGGAAUGUGCGAAUUUAAAGCGGGUAUCACCGAGGAUUAUACCGGACGCUGCUCGAAUGCUCGCGAAAAUCAUAAACCGUAUGAAGCGCAGCGAUGGCAGCACGUACAAGGCGUUUUACUCUCCCACCUCGUUCAGGAUGUGGAAGGACCUCAUGUCACAUUACACCGAUUUAAAAGCUGAUAAAAAGCGCAUGGAUCAUUUCACGUCCCUUUGUGUGGUGUUGUUUGAAUUCCUUAAAGACAUAUCUCUACCGAACACCGUGGACCUGAUGGGGUUGUAUGGAAGGAUGGUGAUAAACAGUUUCACCAUAUUAGAUAUGGAUAUGAAUUCGAUAGGAACUGGCAUUUACCUCGCGUCGUCAAUCAUUGAUCACAGUUGUAAUCCUAACGCCGUGGCGACCUUCGAUGGUAAAACUAUUAAUAUAAGAGCAAUAAAAGACAUGCCUUGCUUAGACUGGAAACAGAUAAGGAUCUCAUACAUAGACUUAAUGAAGACGCCAUACGAGAGACAAAUGGAGUUGUUGGAGAACUACUACUUCCUGUGCUUCUGUGACAGGUGCAUGGAUGAAAACCAUCUAAAAUACGUCCACGCCGCCAAAUGUCCUAACAUUGAAUGUGAAAAUCCAGUAAAUGUAACAUGGAAAGAGAACUGUGUUCUUGUAAAAAAACCUGAACGAAAACGUGAACUGAUAUCAUCACAAAAUGGUGAAUCAGAAGACAAAAUCAUAAAUGGUACAGAAGAAUUGAUUUAUACAAAUGGAGUGGAAAAAGUUGGUGUCAAUUGUGAUGAAUGUGGAAUGAAAUUAACAGACAAACAGGUUGAGUUGUUCGUAGAGACAAUGGAAUCCAGUGAAUUGCAUUUACGGAACAUGAAGGAAACUUCUGUAGCGUAUGUUGAAAUUUGCAAGUACUGUCUGGAAAAACAGGAAGGCGUGUUGCAUCCCUUGAAUGUUAUGUAUUCACAAACCUUAGACAAUGCAUUUGAUGCACUUAUUCAAGUGCAACUGUGGGAGCAAGCUUGUAUUUAUGCUGAGAAACUGAUACCAUGUUUUAGGUUUUACUAUGGCAAAUACCAUCCAUUGUUGGGAUUACUACACAUGAAGUAUGGAAAAAUUCUUUUGUAUAAGAUGAACCUUGAAGGUGCUUUAAAUCAGUUUAAACUCGCUGAAAAGAUAAUAAAAAUAGCUUAUGGAGAAAGACACCCAUUAUACAGGGCACAUUUACUGCCAUACAUAGACCAAUCAAUGAUAGAAUCACCAUAAUAUUGUUCAAUUGAUCAAAAUUGUCAAUUAUAUUGUCAUAAUAAUAAAAUAAGGCUGUGCAGUGUGAAGUGUGUGAAG
Molecule: messenger RNA, 1908 nt
Organism: Nymphalis io (European peacock)
Lineage: Eukaryota; Metazoa; Arthropoda; Insecta; Lepidoptera; Nymphalidae
Gene: Smyd3
Exons: 9
Coding region: 355-1830 (491 amino acids)
Cellular component (GO): nucleus
Molecular function (GO): protein binding
Source: RefSeq, a predicted model, not a curated record